Messenger RNA from Chelonus insularis, 4894 nucleotides. It is a transcript of the gene cdi, whose product is annotated as center divider. Bases 839 to 3742 code for a protein of 967 amino acids. The transcript has 5 exons. The record is from RefSeq and is a predicted model, not a curated record. Gene Ontology annotation, cellular component: cytoplasm; nucleus. Gene Ontology annotation, biological process: protein phosphorylation; actin cytoskeleton organization. Gene Ontology annotation, molecular function: ATP binding; protein serine/threonine kinase activity. Lineage: Eukaryota; Metazoa; Arthropoda; Insecta; Hymenoptera; Braconidae.
GUAUCGCAUUUCUGUAAUGGCCACCGUCUAGCGUUGUCGUUGAACUCGUUUUGAGUGCAAGAAUGCAGAGUUAAUUUUUAUGCACGCGAAUCAAUUGUGAUUAGUGAAUUAAAAGUACAUUCCUGAUAGUUGCCAACGUGUGAAAAAAGUGUCGAUAAUAAAUAUAACCUAGAAAAUAAUUAUUUUAUAAAUAAAUUCGACACAUUCUUCCACUGUUUACGCAUUGCAACAGUUUUUUUAGUGAAUACAAUUACUCUUAUCUUUCAUUAUCUAGUGAAAAAACAAUUAUGGUGAUAAGGAAUGGAAAUUACUUUUAAUUUUAGGAUAGAUCUAAGUAGUAUUUUUACUUUAACAGUACUCCAAAUACUCUCUCAAAUCUGCUGAGUAAACAAAAGUGACAGCACGCUGUGUCGAUUACGUUUGGAAUCUUGAAAAAAGAGCUCCGAGUGAACUUCCCAACUUCGGGGUCAUUGAUUCUCCUCGAAUUCUAUUUAUUCCCUUGUGUAAUAUUGAACCAAUGAUAACAAACUGUUGGCAGAAUGUGACAAUUGUAUUGCAACACCUUGGAACAAAUAUGUUUUACGGUGCAUCAUUAAUGUAAUAAUGAUUAUACUGCACUUUUCAAUAAAAUUAUAACAUCAAAAAUAAAAUUGAAAAGAUACAAUAGUGGAAAAAUAUGAAAUUGUAUUUUGUAAAAUACUUCUGACAACAAAAAAAACACCAGGAAAUUUUUGUUUUAUUGAACAUUUUUGAUAAAGAAAAAAAAAUGACAAUGAAAAGUCUCAGAAGUUCUAUUUGCUCUUGGCAGUCCAACAGUCUUCCGCAAUAACGUUAAAAAAUGCUAGGCAACGUGUCUGCAUCGAAUGCCCCUGGGCCUCCUGUUAGUGUAUUAAAUUCAAAGCCAGGAACUCGGACUUCCGGCACGUGUUUGUCGUGCUUUUCAACUGAUGAAAAUACUGUUGUGAACAGUGAAGAGAAACUCAAAUCUUGGAGAGCUAAGGAUAUGGUGUCUGUAGUAUCAGAAGCACCUACCAAUAUACAGGUGCCAAAUACUUCAUGUGGAGGAACUCCAGAAUUACAGUGGCCUUGUAGGACAGAAAACACAAGUCAAAAAAAUUCUUCCAACGUUUCCAAAUUUUCCAGUGACUCAAUCAUGAGCCCAGUUAAUAAAAUUCCUUCGAGACCAAAGUCUCCACCAAUUAUUAUUUCAACAAUACAUAAAUGCUCGUCAAAUCCCAAUUGUCCCGAGCUAUCUGCUAAAUCGAGAGGAGAUUUUUCCCACAACAGUGCUUCCAAAACAAUAAAAAAAUCCUCUUCUUCAAGUGUUAAUUGUUUGCAUGAACUUAAUAGCAGAAAAGAAAAAAAGUUAUCUGUUGUCCAUCAAGAUUCUGUUGCUAAGGAGCAACGGACUUGUAAAUCGUUAAAAGAUCAAUUCACGAAUAACGUGCCAAAUUCAAAAUCAAUCUUAACUUUAAGAUCUCAUGAAAUGUCAAAUAAUAUUGAUGAAUUAACAGUCGGGAAUUGUGAAUUUUCAGGACCUAUGACUUCUAAUAAAGAAUCAUCGUCUUUGAAAUCACAUCUGAUUUCAUCAAAAGAAUCUUCCAAUAAUAUUAAUAGUAACAGUAUUGUUUAUCGAUCAAGUGCAGCUGAAAAAAAAUCUUCCAUACCCUCGACAGAAUUUUUAACAUCAACAUUUUCCAGAGAAGAGCGAAGACUUGAUGAGGAAAUUCAACAAAAUUGUAUAAACUUCUUACCACAGGAUUUACCUACAGAAUUACAGUCUUCCCCUAAGAGCUACAAGGAUAGGGAAAAGUGUCGUGAUCCUUGGAGGCCCACUGAGCUUGAUGCUAGUCUAUCUUCCUCUAUUGAUAGAUCAGCAGGAGAUAACCUUCAGGAGACAAACACAAAGAGAAGAACUGGUGCUUCUUGUCAAGCAUUAAGGCAUGCUGUCGCAUCGCUUAAUAGACUAGAUGACUUUUAUCUUGAGAAGAUUGGCGCUGGUUUUUUCUCGGAGGUUUUCAAGGUUACUCACAAGGUAACGGGACAGGUGAUGGUUCUCAAGAUGAAUCAACUACCUGCAAAUAAACCAAACAUGCUUAAAGAAGUCCAGUUAAUGAAUAAACUCAGUCAUCCUAAUAUACUUAGGUUCAUGGGCGUUUGUGUGCACGAGGGUCAGCUACAUGCGUUGACGGAAUACAUAAAUGGCGGCAGCUUAGAGCAGCUUAUAAUGGCAAGGCAUACACCGCUGAGUCAUCUGACGAGGAUGAACCUUGCCAGAGACAUAGCUAGAGGGAUGGCAUAUCUUCACAGUCGAGGAGUCUUUCAUCGAGAUUUGACCUCGAAGAAUGUCUUAAUCAAGCGAGACGAGGCAACUGGUGAUCUCAUGGCUGUCGUUGGAGAUUUUGGAUUAGCUGCUAAGAUUCCUGAUCCCAGUUCGGGCUACAGACUCAGUACAGUUGGUAGUCCUUAUUGGAUGUCACCAGAAUGUUUGAAAGGUCAAUGGUAUGAUCACAGGUCAGAUGUCUUUUCUUUUGGAAUUGUCGUUUGUGAACUCAUUGGGCGAGUUCCUGCCGAUCCUGAUGUGCUUCCACGUUCUGACAACUUUGGCCUCGAUUAUCUUGCAGUAGCAGAAAUUUGUGCUUCAGCAGAUCCACCACCAGCCUUUCUUCAACUUGCUUUCAAUUGUUGCACGUAUGAACCGAAAUCCCGACCAACUUUUCCGGAGAUUGUCUUAACGUUGGACAACUUAAUAUCAAAUCAUGACGAUCAGCUGAAGGUUUCCAUUGAAAAACGACAAUCUGCUGAUCCUGCUUUGAUAACAAGUUUACAUGAGAUUGUUAGAGAAGGCAGAAAUUUCAGACGACGUCCAGCAAGACAGAGAAGUCAUUCUGCAGAUGCGAGAGGUUGCGAUAAUGCUACUCCUUCAGACAAAGCUCGAUGCCAUUCAGCAAGACGAGUGGCUGAACUUGCAAGCCGUCGAGAUCCUCAUUAUCGACCAAUGACAGCUAAUCCAUUUCAUGCACUUGGUGGAGUUAAAAAGAUCUUGGGUGAUCUUUUUUCUAGUUGUCUUGAGCUACCUUCACUCGAAGAUGUCAGACCUAGUGUUACUGAUGGCGUUAAUACUAAAUUUAAACCAGCACAAAACGAUAGCAUCGCCAAAAUUCUUGAUAGAAAGAAACCUAACUCUGAGCCAAGCAGUCCAACUGCCAGAAAAAAGUGGGAAAAGAAGGUGGCGACGAAGGUCGGAGCUGCAAGUCUGUUUGCUCACCCACUUUUUAGAGAAGGUUGGGAACCUCGAAGGCGCGGAAGUUGUGAAUCAGGAUUUUGGAGUUGUGUUGGUGAAGAUUUAAGUCCGGAACCUCCUAAUCGUCGUCAUGCAUCUACAUUAAGUAGCUCUGCUGCCAGUAGUUUAUUUCUCUUGGAUGAUCAUAGAACGAGUUCCAUCUAUACGGAUUCUUCAGAGGAUAUUGCAAGUCUUGGAGGUGGAGAUACUUCUUAUUGGGAAGAGAAAUUAGGAGGUAUUGGAUCGUCGAGUAAAACUAUUUCAAAAAUUGUUGAGUAUUUUGAGAGAAAACAAGCUACUGCUGGAAGACACACCCAUGAAACAGCUCCCAACAGAAUUGCUUUAUUAAAAGCAAGUCUUGAAGGUACUGUGCCUCUAUGUAGUAUUUCUGCUGCUCAACGUUUAGUAGUUUGCGAAGGCGCUGUGCGGAGUAAACUUCCGCUUUUUGAUAAGAAAUGACUUGGAUACUUUCAUCGGGUAAAUGAGUAUUAGCUAAAUUAUAAUGAUAUUUCUAAUUCAAAAUUUUUCUACUUGUACAAGUCAUAUAAAAAAUUUAUUUAGAGCUGUGUUAAUUGCAGUUUUUACAUAAUCAAAUUCAUUGAAACACUGACGUGAUUCAUUUGUGUUAUUCGAUAUUAUUUUUGAUGAUUAAUUAUUCAGUGUAAAUCAUGUUUUAUUUUUCUCGCUUUUUUUUUCUCGAAAAUCAAUUGAUUCCAUUGUAAAGUUCUCUGUGAGAAUGCAAAAAAUAAUGAAAAGAAAGCAAUUGGUAUAUAUACAACGCAACUGUGAUUUUUGAUAAUCUACAAUGUAUCCAUAGUUAAUAUAAAAUUGUCCAAGUCGAUAAUACUUAUAAAAAUAAUUAGAUCAUGAGGUAAUUUAAAAGCUAAGCUUUUACAUUAUAAUGUUUCCCAUUUAAUCACUACCCAAUUCCGUCCUAUACAUUUUAACUAUUUACUAAUUUUCGAGAAAUAAUACGCGAGUUAAUUGUUAUUCAAUGUAAUUCUUUUUUUCAUUAUUAAAUUGUUGCAAAAAUCUUGACAAAUUAAUUGCAGUAAAUAGAUAAAAAUCUUUUAAUUAUUAAUGUAAUAAAUACUGAAAGUAAUAAUUCUAUUAAUUAAUUUGAAUUUUGAUAAUCAUAAUUGUACAGUAUGAUUUUUCAAAUUUUUGUAACAGUUAAAUAAUCAAUUGGUAAAACCUCAGUUAUUAUUAAUAUUUAAUUAAGGAUGUAAUUUUCGGUCGAAAAAUAUAAAAUACUUUUCAAAAAUUGCAGAAGCCAUAUAUCAGAUUACUCUCAUGUGUUCCAUUCAAUGACGUUGUUGCUACGAAUAUAACUAAUCAACAAUAUUUCAUCUUUACAAUAAUGAAUUGCACGUACAAAAUGGAUGCAUGCGAUAUUUAAAGUGCAGAAAAAGUGAAAAAGCAGUAUAUUUUAUUGAUGGAAAGUAAUCUAAAAUAUUUCGUUUGGCAAAAAUGGGUAUAGGUAGCCUUAGAAUUAAUAGGAUAUCGCUAUAUUUAAAAGCGUCUAUGAGAAACUGGUCUAGUCAGUAUAUUAUUGUGGCGGCCUUAUAUUUUAUAUAUCACAUUAGAAUUAAAUAAAAUAUUAAUAACAAA